This is a messenger RNA of Mya arenaria, 1972 nucleotides long. RefSeq lists its product as uncharacterized. The coding region runs from base 218 to 1375 and encodes 385 amino acids. NCBI's taxonomy places the organism in Eukaryota, Metazoa, Mollusca, Bivalvia, Myida, Myidae. The record is from RefSeq and is a predicted model, not a curated record. The transcript is spliced from 7 exons.
UCCAUUUUUGUCUGUAUGAAAUUGAAACAAUGUAAUGUAUACAAUUCUUGAUAGAAAUCUGAAGUGUUUGUACACUUAUCGCUGUUGGAAAUUUUAAUGAGUUAUGUUACAGUCCUAUCGAUGUGUCGCUGUCACUGGAUAUCGGCUGGGAUGAGUUUACUUUAAAAAUAAGAGUGUAAACGUCUUUUUUAAGACUUUUGGAUUGAUUAUUGACAUCAUGGCAUCAAAACGGAUGAUUCGGCCAGACAUUCUGGGAAAAUUAAACAUCAUGGCAUCAAAACGGAUGAUUCGGCCAGACAUUCUGGAAAUAUUGAAAGACUAUACGUAUGUGGUCGAAUUGAACAUAUUCUCCGGUCGUCCGAAUCCAAUUGUGAAGAUAGACAAUGAAAAGAAAAUGGCGGAAUUCACAGAUCACGAGCACUUUCAUUCCACAAGCCUCGAGAAUAAGCUUGGAUACAGAGGUCUUAGCGUUUAUAAACGAAUAUCCAAAGAAACCAAAAUGAUGACAAUAGGGAAAGGAAAAGAUGUUGGCCUCGAGAAUUCUCUUUUGAAGAAAUUUGUUCACCUUGGCAAAUAUGUGACCGAACUUGUCCAGGAGAGCCAAACAACUGUGCUGGAAGGUAGUGGAAGCGAAGGCAAUGGAAAAGGCGGUGGAGGUGGCGAGGGUGGCGGAGGUGGCCAGCUCGGUGGCGCAGGAAGCCACCUCGGUGACGGAGGUGGCCAACCCGGUCGCGAAGGCGGAGGCGGAUUCGAAGAUGAAAGCGGAGGCGGCGGAGGUGGUGAAGGUGGCGGAGGUGGUGAAGGUGGCGGGGGUGAUGAAGGUGGCGGAGGCGGGGGAGGUGGUGAAAGUGGUGGAGAUGGUGAAGGCGGCGGAGGUGGUAGAGGCGGAGGUGGCGGAGAUGGCGGAGGCGGUCCUUCUGAACCAAUUGAAUUGUAUGCAUUGCCCAAAUAUGAUCCCGCUUAUUGGAAUAGUACUGACAAAUUAACCAAGAACAACUGUUACAACUAUGCGACAAACUUAACGACAGUCGAAUACGCACAGCCAGGGGGUACUGGUGAAUGUUUGCCUACCAACGGAAAAGAGGUUCUCGCCAGAUGCAUCAAAGAUGGUUACGUAAAGCGGACAGAUGGAAGCCCACCCUCCAUGAGUCAAAACACUGGUGCCGUUGCCUUGACCUUCAGCGAAAAGUGGACGGAUUUCCACUUUUACCGCCUCGACAACAAUUAUAGGUGGUCGCAUAAGCAAGGCAGUUUACCAGCUAAAAAUACUGAUGAAAUCGGCAAUAUAAUCAAUAACCUGGGAGCGGCAGAUAAGGAAACAUAUGAGUUGAUCUGUUACCUGGGAAACAACGAAAACGUCGUCUUCAAAACGUAAAACAGAGAUGUUCAUCAUGAUGUUAUUGUUUUUUUGUAUUUUGUAAACAUUUUUAUUGAGGAGGCUGUAUUUUUGCAAUUUUUACCCGUCAUUAUGUUGUUGUUGUUUAAAGAGUCAAAUAUUUCGUCUUCGAACGGCUGAUCAAGCCUAUCCAUAUUUGGUGUCAAUAACAUCACGAUAUUCUUUGUUAUUGACAGAAAGCUCAUUAUCACGGAACAUUGCACCACGUGCAUAAGGUUUGAUAGAAGUACAAUGCUUUUGAACGCUAUUGUCAUAUACUAGAUAAAUAAGAAGAACACUUGUAUUUGAGUAUCUGAGAGGAAAUACCAAGCCAGUGGUUACUAAGUUUAUAGUUUCAUUGGUUAAAAGUAUUCAUUUAAACACUGUGUCGACAAAUUAAUCAGUACAUGUCGUUCUUAUAAUAUGGCGUUUUAGCAUGAUUUUGUUUGAUUGUGUAUCUAUUCAGAUGUUGUUGUUUUUAGUAAACGUAGUUGCAUACUAUAUAAGAAUGAAUACUGUUUGAAUUGACGUUUGUUCCAAACACUCCAAUAAUGGAUUAUUCGAGACUUUGUAAAUAAAUAAUCGUAUAAAUUGAAA